AUGGAUGAUGAUUAUUUUUCCUACAGCUAUGAGCCGAUCCAUCACGAUGAGGUUCGGCUGGUGAAAUUCAAGCAUGACAGCGACCGCAUAUCAGGUGUUCUCAAGACGUUCCCGCUUGGGGGACCUAUCCCUCCUUACAACGCUCUGUCAUAUUCCUGGUUAAGCGAAAGCCCAGCUACUAACGCCACAGAAGAAUGCCAUGUGCUUGAAACUAAGCAAGGACCCCUCCGUGUCCUCGAUACGAUGCAUAGUUUCUUUCGCGUCCUGCUCUUAAAGGGUGCCGAGUCGGAUGACCUGUGGUGGUGGAUCGACUCGAUCUGCAUUAACCUAAGGGACGUGGAAGAGAGGAGCCAGCAGGUGCAGCUAAUGGGGCAAAUCUAUCGCAAUGCCCACGCCGUCAUCAUUUGGCUGGGCGAGGAGUUAGACCACACAGAUCGUGCUGUUGACUUUAUCCAACUACUCAACAAGACAGUCAGACAGCAAACAUACCGUCCUGGCUCCGACGAGAUUCGCCGCAUUUUCCAGCAAGACCAUUAUCAGCCACAUUGGGCCGCCCUGACAAGUUUCUUCCAGCGGCAGUGGUGGUCUAGGAUCUGGACUGUUCAGGAAUAUGCCAUGAACACAAACGCCUCAUUCUGGUGGGGGAUGCGGAGCUUCAGCCGGUUCGCCGUCGAGGGGGCUCUGAUCGGUGCGGACCAGUGCACGUCCGUCGCAUUCAAAGGAACUCCUGCCUUUCGUCAUGGAUUCAGCCGAAGAAGAGUACAGGUACUAUACAAAAAGGGGCAGGACGAGACCAAUAAGCUCCACAUAAGUUUAGUAGCGCUGGCCGCCUACACUUCAUGUUUUGAGGCUACAGAUGACCGAGAUCGUUUGUAUGGCAUUAAGGCACUAGCCUCCGAUACCUGCUUCCUAGACGUAGAUUACUCGGAGAGCGUGGAAGAUACAUACCUGCGCUUCGCGAAGGCAUUUAUUAAGCACUACAAGUCACUGGAUAUCAUCUGCUUUGCCUCGAUAUAUAGCUCUUUGCCUGGCUCUGUGCUGCCAUCAUGGGCACCUGACUGGCGAGCAAGGAUAGACCCUCUGUCGGUUCCUCUGAUGGUCAGCCAAAGUGCAAAGCCUCAUAUCGGAAAUCUUCGCCCCUUCGCCCUGACCGUCGAUGAGCCCAGUGGUCCGUCGCCCCGCUAUGCCGCUACCAAAGACAGCGUGGCCAUAUGCAUAUUCAAAGGCUUGAAACUUGUCGCUCGCGGAAGGAUCGUGGAUGUGGUCGAUGGACUUGCCGGAUCUAGGAAUACCAAAUUAGUCCAGUGUUCCGCCCAAGUGAACUUGACCGAGGUAGCAUCUGGAUGCAUUUCAGCAUCAGAAAUUCUUCGAAGUGUGUGCAAAAGCUUAGUGCUGGACCGAAAAGAUCGAUUCAUGCGCAUUGCCAUGCCUGCCGAUGAGUUCUUUUACGAUUUCAUGUGGCUAUGUAGCCAGCUCAUGGUGGGUUCGGUAUCGCUCGUGACUAAAGAGUUCCAGGAAUGGUAUGAUUACACCACAUCUAUCCUGAUUCAGGGGCGCAGCUUUGAGAACGUCCUUCGCGACAGCAACGAAGCCAUCGGCGUCGGCUUGUCCUCAUCAGCUCCGAACCAGGAUGAGUACAUCUUUGACUCUUUUUUUGGUAGAUUCUUCGAUACUGUCAUGAGGAUGUCGUUACGUCUGAUGGUCACUCGUAACGGACGUAUCGGUAUGGUCUCUGAAAAGGCGAGCAAGGGGGAUCUGGUUUGCGUGCUUUUAGGUUGCAGCGUUCCCGUUUUGCUGCGGCAGUCCGGUGGUGAGGGGGAGGGUACUUUCAAAUUAGUAGGGGAAUGUUUCUUGGACGGAUUUAUGGAUGGAGCAGGCUUGGGUGGUGAUGCUUGUCCCGAAAGGGAUUUCUGCAUUGAAUAG
Xylaria bambusicola is the source of this 1923-nucleotide messenger RNA. RefSeq names its product heterokaryon incompatibility protein-domain-containing protein. The transcript has a single exon. Bases 1 to 1923 code for a protein of 640 amino acids. The record is from RefSeq and is a predicted model, not a curated record. Lineage: Eukaryota; Fungi; Ascomycota; Sordariomycetes; Xylariales; Xylariaceae.